GACUUCGUGAAACAAUCAGUCGCAGUUGUCACGGUGUUCCGGUCGUUGCUGUUGUUCUGGUUGCUCUCGACCACCGUGUUGUGGACGCAACUGAUGCGUAAAUAUGUGUUGAAACUACGCUCCACUAAACAAACUAAACACACCCCGAAGUGCUCUUCAGAACAUCCCGCUCGCGCUCGGUAUCGCGAGGGCGCGAGGUAUCCAUCGCCAACCCAACGCGAUCCAGCCGAGGACGCCUAUAUUGACAAGAUGGCGACGAAGAACGCGUUCGUUCAUCUGCUGUUCAUAGUCGUUUCGUGCAGCCUGCUCGCUGUAACCGCAGACGACGAGUUUCAACUGCUUUACUACCGCUACGUCACCUGCGGAUCGCUCACGAAGCUGCUCAAUCUCCGGUACGAGGUGAGGCUGCACUCGCAUAAGGUCAGCUACUCUGAAGGCAGCGGGCAGCAGUCUGUCACCGGAACCGAGAAACCAGACGACAUCAACAGUCAUUGGAUGGUCAAGGGAAGGACCGACGCGAGCUGUCCACGCGGCCAACGCAUCAAAUGCGGCGAUGUAGUACGACUCGAGCACCUCCAGACGAGACGGAACCUACACAGUCACCACUACGCGUCACCGUUGACGUCCAAGCAAGAGAUCAGCGCCUUCGGAGAAAACGGCAACGGCAACUCCGGCGACCUGUGGACUGUCGUCUGCAAGACGUUGUACUGGGAGCGUGGUGUUGAAGUUAGGCUCAAGCACUCCGACACUGAGGCUUGGCUCAGCGUGUCUGGACAGUCGUAUGGGUCUCAGUUGGGCGGGCAACUUGAGGUCUGUGGCGACUUUGCACCGAGAGACGACGCGUGCACUUGGAAGACGGCCGAAGGCGUCUUCGUUAAGCCUACUCGCCUGCCCGUGGCGAAUCGGCACACAGAACUAUGA
Messenger RNA from Ixodes scapularis (black-legged tick), 921 nucleotides. Its product is annotated as stromal cell-derived factor 2-like. The record is from RefSeq and is a predicted model, not a curated record. The transcript has a single exon. Bases 94 to 921 code for a protein of 275 amino acids. Lineage: Eukaryota; Metazoa; Arthropoda; Arachnida; Ixodida; Ixodidae.